Messenger RNA from Ictalurus furcatus (blue catfish), 2199 nucleotides. Its product is annotated as serum amyloid P-component-like. The coding region runs from base 1111 to 1728 and encodes 205 amino acids. The record is from RefSeq and is a predicted model, not a curated record. The transcript has a single exon. NCBI's taxonomy places the organism in Eukaryota, Metazoa, Chordata, Actinopteri, Siluriformes, Ictaluridae.
CAGAUCAUUUCCACCGCAGUGAUGUGUGGUUUGUGAUGUUAAUGAAGGCCGUCGUGGAAUGGGGCGUAUCUGAGAUCUUGCACCACCCACUGUAUUGUCAGGACCUCCCACUUCUCUUGCUCUAUUCUGUUGGUGUGAGUUUACAGAUAAAGAUUACCAAUUGCUCUUCACCACCCAUCUGCGGUGAAAGUAUGGGUUGAUACGUAAUCAGUUCAGCCCUUCUGGAUGUUUCCAACGCCUGCCCGACAUCGACGUGCGCAGGGUGCUCGGGCCGACUCUCCAAAUGGUUAACAUCAUUAUCUAGGGAGGCAGUGCCCUGAGAUGGUGGGACCAGAGGAUAUUCAUGAAUGUUUGUGGGCGCCAAAGGAGAGAACAUUGCACUGCCACUGAAUAUAUUAAAUGCUGUCUUGGCACCUGCAAGUACCAUGGUUAUGUUUAAGAUAUAACGCAGUCUUCUCAGGCAUAACAUGAACUUUACUACCUAAGGCAUGAGGUAGGUGUCAAUUUCUCAUACUUUGUUCAGCCUCCAAAAAUCACUACAGGAGCAGGAGGAGACAUCCAGCUCCAAGAGUAUGACAAUGAGUUUAGAUCAUGAGCUCGAGGCUGUUUUUCAUCAGGACGUACUGAAUUUGGAGAAGCAGGCAUUUGGGAGUAAUCCCUCUACCACCAGGGCCUGCGUCCUGUAAAGUUAAAGGCUAUUGUUGGCCUGUUGAAUCCUCUUGCAGCUAGAUUUUUUUUUUUUUAAAACGUAAAAAAAACACGCAAAUACUGUGUUUCAAACUACAAUACCCAUAAUGCUUCAAGGUGUUAUAGGUCAGGGGAUAUGACUUAUGUGUUAUAAGCAAGCUUAGUCGAGAGGUGUUACUGUGUGUGUGUGUCAGUCCUUUAACGAGCUGUUGCUAAUAAUAAAUCCUCUCUGGAAAACACACAUUACACAAGCAUAUACGAGACGAACACAGAGGACAGACUGAGACGUCGACUUGAUUGAGAAAUGAAGAGACUCGUGGUCUUACUCUCACUGUUCUCCUCACCAAAGCUGAAAGACAAGGUUUGUCGGUCGCUUCUUAUUACUGAUCGUUUGAGUCAGUCCUGUUUAAACUUUAAUGUAAAAUGUUCACAUUUCCUGUGGAGUCCAACACUCAUCAUGUGGUCCUCAGUCCUGAGACGGAUAAGAUCUUCAGCACUCUUACUGUGUGUCUGCGUGCCUUCUCCGACAUUUCCAGAGCUCAGAGCCUUUUCUCACUUUCUCUGCCAUCGACAGACAAUGGAUUUUUAAUUUACAAGGCAAAGCAAGGGGUGUAUAUGUUAAAUAUAUUAGAUAAGGAUGACACGUUUUGGGGCUUGCAGGACGAAUCCAAUGCCUGGAAUUCAGUGUGCGCUACCUGGGACGCUAGCACAGGACUCGCUCAGCUGUGGGUCAAUGGAAUCCCGAGUUCACGAAAAGGAAUCAAGGCAGGAAGCUCUUUAACUGGAGCUCCAAAAAUCAUUUUGGGUCAAGAGCAAGAUUCUUACGGUGGAAAAUUUGACACUGCCCAGUCGUUUGUAGGGAUGCUGACUGAUGUGCACAUGUGGGACUCUGUUCUGUCUCCUCAUCAGAUCACAUAUUAUACAUAUGGUGGGACGUUUCAACCAGGCAAUGUUCUCAACUGGAACUCCUUAGAAUUCAGUAGUAAUGGGUACGUGGUCACUGAAAGUAAGGAAACUUCACAUAAAGCUGGUAGUGUUUAGACUCUAGAGUCAACUCAGACUAGAUGUCGUAUAAAAUCUGUUGUCUAGGAAUACUCUUUAUCGUAAGAUGAUACUAUUUCCACACGCGCACGUAUAUCGCGUGUCUUUUCGCCUUCUGUAAAGUUAAUUUGCUCGUGCUAAAAUUGUUGCCGGGGUGUGGACAGACACUGACGUGUGAAUCUGUAAAUAUUUAGAGAAUAAUAUUGUGGCGUAUUGUUAAAACUACUCUAAGGCUUUGUCCAGAAGACUUAUUGUCACACAAUUUUGCUGAGUCGUUUGAACCGGUAUUACGUUACGGUAUUACAUAUCUACAUUCAAUAAAUAUUUCACUGCAAUCACAUCAGCUUUAACCUCUUGGCAGAGGUAGUCGGUUGUUUCUUCUUUUCUUCAUGAUCGUCUCUCGUCAAGUUGUGGAGAAUUUUAUUUACCCAUAGGUCCAGCAUGUGGUUUGUGACGUUAAUGAAGGGUGCC